This is a messenger RNA of Emiliania huxleyi CCMP1516, 400 nucleotides long. RefSeq lists its product as hypothetical. The transcript has a single exon. The annotation marks the transcript as partial. The record is from RefSeq and is a predicted model, not a curated record. Lineage: Eukaryota; Haptophyta; Isochrysidales; Noelaerhabdaceae.
GAUUCAGCAGCUGGUGACUGCGUGGGGUGCUCCGGGCGCGGACCGUACCAUCUUCAUCCCCGAGGACAGGCUGCGCAGCAGCCCGCUGCCGCAGCUUCAGACAAAGCGCUGCUAUCACCUCUACCAUUCGGCCAGCAAUCCGUGUGCGGCCGCGAUCGCCGCCGAUUUGGAGGCGCAGUUUGUGUCGCCGAACCACUCGGGGCUGCGGACAACGGCCGAACCGGAGCACCUUCGCCACGAUGCCUGCGCCGCGUUUUUGCUCUACCUGAACGCCGAAACUUUCGCGCCGGGGGCGCGCGCCGACACGCUCGUCAGCGAGCUGGAGGCGGCGCUGGAGGCGGGCACCGGGCUGCUGCUGGCGCACGAGCGGCGCGACGGCUGGCGCCGGCUCACGUUCGAC